AGUGGGUUGUUUUACGUCACAGCUUAAAAAGCGCACACUUUUUCUGGCGUAUUUCUCUAAACGAGACUUUUCCUGUGAAAGUUUGUAAACAAAUCUGGUAUCAGCCUAAGCGACAGUUUAUUGAAGAUUUAAAGUCAACGAAAAUGAAGUUGUUUGCUGUGACAGAUAAUGCCAUCGAGAAAACCUAUAAUUCCGGGGACAAGCAACCGAACUAUUCUUCGGGCAUUGCACAAUGAAAUGAAAGAGAAGAAGAUUAUUACUCAAACAAAACCCACAAACUUUUCUGAUACAACCUCGUCCGGUAUCCAUAGCAACAGUAGCAGCGAGGCCGGUGACGUCAUUACAGAGACAAGUUUUAAGAAGUCUACCAGAAAUAAGCGAAAGAUGACGCGCUCGGUGGUAGAGAGCGAAGACGCCCAAAAGACUUUCCACGCCCACGAGUCGGUUGAUACGGAUGAUAGCACGGGAACCGACGACGGAAGUGACGUCAGUGAUGACGAUGCCGAAUCAGAGCGAUCAACUACGUCAUCAGUUGAGGAAGAUUCGGAAGAAGAGAAGGUGUUGUCGCAAAGGUGGCAACAGCCCAUAGUUAAGACAGUGGACAGUGAUAAAAACAAGAGGUUUGCACGACAGAGCAACGGAAUAUCACGGCCUGGAUUACCCAAUAAUAACCAGGCGAGACAUUUAAACAAUAAUCCAAACACAUUGGAAGAAUUACUUAGGAGGAGGAUAAAGCACGAGGAAGAAAUUGAAUUCAGUUUAGAGGACAAACGGUUGAUCACUGAGGGCUACAAUAAGUUUGUAUUGAACGGACCGAAACAAAAGCAAGCAGGAACGUCUUUUGGGAAUAAAAAGGAAAUCGUAAAAAAUCAUGUUCAAGUGACUGAAGACCAGGAUGUAAAGUUUCCGUUAGAAAACGCCGCUUCCGGGAUAGGAGAACCGAUGAGCGUAAAAGAAGCUCGUAGUUUGGAGCAAAAAGCAAAGAGAAAGACAAAAUCCGAGAAGCGCUCUGUGUCUGAAGCGAAGUUAGCGGUGGGGGAGGCGAAAUUGGGCGAGUUUGAAGCAAAGCUGAGAGCCCGGCAAUCUAAGAUCGAUGAGAGGCAUGCUAAGUUGUGUAGGAGACAUGCUAUUCUAAAACAAGCAGAAGAAAGGCUUAUGGAACUGGAGACAAAGUUAGAUGUCGAUGAAGAAGGUCAUAGGGAACGUGAGAGAAGAGUGAAAAAUCGAGAACGGAGAGUCAGACAGGAGGAAGCUGGGCUUCAGAUAAAGGAAUCAUCUCUGAGAAAACGUGAAGAAAAAGUCACGGAGAACAUCCGGGAUAUUGAAAGGAGAAAGAAGCUCGUGGAAGAGAAAGAAGAUCUCUCGAACACUAUGGAAGAAAUAAUGAAGAAGAGAGAAAACCUUCAUAGAGCUGACGAUGGCGUUAAGAAGUCCGGGGUCAUUGGAAAUUUGGGUAAAAAGCUUUUGCGGACUAAAAAUGAAUUUACCUCGUCUAAUGACGUUAGACUAAGAGAUGACUCGUCCUUACUGGUGCGCUCGCAUAACCGACGCUCUACCGGAGCAAUGAUGUCGCAUCCGAUACCCGUGCCGCGCAAAUCCCUGGAGAAACGAGAGUCUUCAGAGGACAGAAGAAACCGUUCGAAUAGCAUCAAUUCUGACUCUGUUUUUGACGAGAAAGCGAACCACGGCAAAAAAGGACGACAACUCGAGGCGAAAAAGGUCUCGGCUUCUUUACCUCGCCAUAAAGCAAAAACUACGGUUGUGGGGUUGUGGCUUUAGUUUAGGCGUUUCUCUGCGUAAACAUUUGACAUUAAGUAGGUAUUCAAAUAAGUUCCAACCCAGAACUCCUGAACUAAAAAAAUGUCUGAAUACACAACGUAAUCCUUUUCCAAUAUUCGCGCGAUGCAAACACA
Messenger RNA from Ciona intestinalis (vase tunicate), 1913 nucleotides. RefSeq lists its product as uncharacterized. The record is from RefSeq and is a predicted model, not a curated record. Lineage: Eukaryota; Metazoa; Chordata; Ascidiacea; Phlebobranchia; Cionidae.